Molecule: messenger RNA, 1206 nt
Organism: Mus musculus (house mouse)
Lineage: Eukaryota; Metazoa; Chordata; Mammalia; Rodentia; Muridae
Product: predicted gene 5709
Exons: 5
Coding region: 1-1206 (401 amino acids)
Source: RefSeq, a predicted model, not a curated record
AUGGGAUACAAGACUCUGUGCUUUGGAUUCUCUUGUAUUUUAUUUGCUUAUUGUCUUUAUUCACCCAUUCCAGAGAAUAUUGAAGAACCCUGGAAAGUGAGAUUCACGGAUACUCUUAUAAAAGUGGCUUCACAUAUGGCCAAAUUAUUUGAAAAAAUAGGUGUCAUGAAAUAUGAAAAAAUAUUUUCAACUGUGACAACAUUUUACAUUGUACAAGCAGUUUCAGAUGAAAACGUUACAGUGAUUGACAGAGAGUUCAAUAACAUCCCUGUUCGUCUGUACUUGCCAAAGAGGAAGUUGGAAAGAAAGAGACCAGCAGUGAUUUUUAUUCAUGGUGGUAUCUUUGUCUUCGGAAGUUGCAAGGUAGCAGCUUAUGACAACCUGAACAGACUCACGUCGAACAAGCUCGGUGCUGUUGUUGUAGGAAUUGACUACAGGCUUGCUCCUCAGUAUCAAUUCCCAGCUGCCCUUGAAGACUGUGUUCAUGUGAUCAAGUUCUUUCUUCAGGAUAAAGUUCUUGCAAAAUACAGAGUGGAUCCCUCUCGCAUAUGCAUUAUGGGAGACAGUUCUGGGGGUACCUUGGCAGCAACAGUGACUCAGCUGCUACGAAAUGAUCCAGAAUUCAAAAAUAGAAUCAAGGCACAAGCCUUACUAUACCCUGGCCUACAGAUGAUUGACACCUUUCUGCCAUCUCACCGAGAAUAUGGACACGGUCCAAUCCUGCACAGGGAGAUGAUGCUACGGGUGGCAUCUCUAUAUGUGACUAAAGACUCAUCACUGACUCAGGCCUUACUGAGAAAUGAGCACAUGCCCGAAGGAUCAAGGCACCUAUUCAAGUUUGUUAACUGGAGUGACUUUCUUCCUGAGAAGUAUAAAAAGAACCAUGUUUACACUGAACCAGUGCUUGGAAAAUUGAAUGCUUCCUACCCAGCACUUAUGGACAGCAGGCUGUUUCCUUUGUUAGUCAAUGACUCCCAGUUGCAGAAUUUGCCACUCACUUACAUCUUCACUUGCGAACAUGAUCUAUUGAGAGAUGAUAGUUUCAUUUACAUCACUCGGCUUAGAAAUGUUGGAGUUCGGGUUAUUCAUGAGCACAUGGAAGAAGGUGUUCAUGGGGCUAUCUCAUUCACUACGGGUACAUUGGCUUUACAUCUAGGAUUUAAAAUAAGAGAUAGGUAUAUUCAUUGGUUAGAGGAAAACCUAUAA